CCAAACAUUUGAUCAGUUUUACAAUUAAACUUGAAACAGAGUUUGUUCAUCAAGAUGUUCCCACAAACACUGGUAGUUCUUCUGGUUGUAGCCAAUCUGGGGUUUGGCGCAAAGGUUGUUGUUGCAAAACCAAGAUUCAAACGAAAUGUUUGUUCAUCAACGUCAGUUGGGAAUACGACGGUAAUUAAUUACCCAGGUACGAAUGGAGAUUAUUUAAAUAACGCUUACUGUGAUUGGAGAGUCUGCACAAAUACAUCAUCAGCUAGUGUUAGAAUCACGAGAAUGGACAUCGAAUCGCAUCCAGUUUGUUCUUAUGACGCAGUAAGCAUACAAGGUUUCAAAUACUGUGGUGGGAAUACAAGGGAUCUAAAUAAUGUAUCGACGUCAAAUGGAUGUAUUUUAGUUCAAUUUACCAGUGACAGCAGCGUAACUCGAUCAGGAUUUACACUUGAAAUCAGGCCAGGUCAAGUUAAUACAACCUCUAACUCAACAUACAACUCAAGCAACUCAUCUGGCAACUCAACAUUCACCACUGCCAGCCCUUAUGGAAACUACAGUUACAGUAAUCAAAACUCGUCUUACAGUAACUCAACUGGCAACUCAACACUCACCACCGCCAGCCCUUAUGGAAACUACAGUUACGGUAAUCAAAAUUCGUCUUACAGUAACUCAACUGGCAACUCAACACUCAGCACCGCCAGCCCGUAUGGAAACUACAGUUACGGUAAUCAAAAUUCGUCUUACAGUAACUCAACUGGCAACUCAACACUCACAACCGCUAGCCCUUAUGGAAACUACAGUUACAGUAAUCAAAACUCGUCUUACAGUAACUCAACUGGCAACUCAACACUCAGCACCGCCAGCCCGUAUGGAAACUACAGUUACGGUAAUCAAAAUUCCUCUUACAGUAACUCAACUGGCAACUCAACACUCACCACCGCCAGCCCUUAUGGAAAUUACAGUUACGGUAAUCAAAAUUCGUCUUACAGUAACUCAACUGGCAACUCAACACUCACCACCGCUAGCCCUUAUGGAAACUACAGUUACGGUAACCAAAGUUCGUCUAACAAUUGUGUAUUAGCGACAAGUGUUGGGAAUAUGACAGAGAUAGACUAUCCUGGUACCGGAGAUUAUCCUAAUUAUGCUUCCUGUGAAUGGAAUGUCUGUACUAAUACGACACAGGCCAGGAUUAGUAUCACGAAAAUGGACAUAGAAGCUCAUUCCUCCUGUAGUUAUGAUUCAUUGAAGAUACAAAAUUCUAAAUACUGUGGUUUAUCAACUGUAAGCUUCGCCGAGAGUACCAACCAGGGGUGUGUUCAAGUUAGUUUUACCAGUGAUUAUAGCGUAACAAAGACUGGGUUUACAGUUGAAAUCAGACCAAUGUAAGGUACUGGUCCGUCGACAUGUAGAUUUUUGAUUCAAUUGAAACAUAAAUAAACAGCAUUUUAUUUUUGGUAUGUUGAAUAAAUCUGCAAUUAUAACAUGAAA
Messenger RNA from Patella vulgata (common limpet), 1488 nucleotides. RefSeq names its product probable serine/threonine-protein kinase clkA. The record is from RefSeq and is a predicted model, not a curated record. The transcript has 8 exons. The coding region runs from base 55 to 1386 and encodes 443 amino acids. NCBI's taxonomy places the organism in Eukaryota, Metazoa, Mollusca, Gastropoda, Patellidae.